CGCGCCGCAGGUACAUCUACAUGUUGCGCAACCCGAAAGACUGCUGCGCGUGCGCCUUCGACGACGCGGUGACGUUCCCGCAGGACUACGACUUCGGCGAGGGCCGCUUCAACGACUUCCUCGAGCUGUUCCUGCAGGGCUCCGUGCACGGCAACGACUACUUCCGGCACGUGUCCUCGUGGUGGGCGCACCGUCACGAGCCGCACGUGCUGUGCCUCGUCUUCGAGGAUCUGCGCAUGGAGUCUCGCGCCCACGUCGAGCACCUGAUCAGCUUCAUAGGCUGGCGGGACGCCAUCGAAAACAGCCGCAACGUGGCGCUCAUGCAAGAGGCGCUCGAGCACAUCGCCACCGGACCUGAGCACACCCGCAUCAUGGAGGUACGCAUGGCACCAGCUCCCGGGUCGUCCUCUACUUCACCCGACCGGGUACAGGCACGCGUGAUGACAGCUGGCUACUGGAAGAACUACUUCACGUGCGGCCAGUCCAAGCGCAUGGACCUCGUCUUCCAGGAGCGAACCAAGAACACCGCCAUUGCCCGACUAUGGAGCGAAUACAACGUGUUUCCCGCCAUAUAGUCUAUUCAGCGCGAAUGCUGCUCGAGAA
Molecule: messenger RNA, 603 nt
Organism: Rhipicephalus sanguineus (brown dog tick)
Lineage: Eukaryota; Metazoa; Arthropoda; Arachnida; Ixodida; Ixodidae
Product: amine sulfotransferase
Exons: 2
Coding region: 21-575 (184 amino acids)
Biological process (GO): sulfation
Cellular component (GO): cytoplasm
Molecular function (GO): sulfotransferase activity
Source: RefSeq, a predicted model, not a curated record